Molecule: messenger RNA, 498 nt
Organism: Larimichthys crocea (large yellow croaker)
Lineage: Eukaryota; Metazoa; Chordata; Actinopteri; Sciaenidae
Product: complement C1q-like protein 2
Exons: 3
Coding region: 1-498 (165 amino acids)
Molecular function (GO): protein binding
Source: RefSeq, a predicted model, not a curated record
AUGGCAGAACAAAUAACACUUCUGGAGGCUAAGUUGCAAGACACUGAAAAAGAUGUCCUGGAGCUGCGCAGCCUGAUUGGAGGCACACCUCGGGUGGCCUUUUCUGCAGCUCUCAGGGAUUCUGGCUCUGGAGACAUUGGACCUUUCAGCACUAAUACCCCAUUGAAGUAUAAGAAGGUUUUCUCCAACACUGGCAAUAGCUACAAUCCUUCAACAGGUAUUUUCACAGCGAUGGUCAAAGGAAUGUAUUUCUUUCGAUUCUCCAUGUUUGUCAGUACUGUUCCCAACUCUGUUGUGAGCCUCAUGAGGAAUGGUGAACGGCUGAGCUCUGUUUGGGACACCUCAGGGUCUGAUAACCACGAUUUGGGCAGCAACGCUAUGGUUAUCCCACUUGAGGUGGGAGACAAUGUGUAUAUUGAGCUAUAUGCACACACAAAAGUUUAUGAUGAUGGCAUGAACUACAACACCUUCAGUGGUUUUCUGCUCUUCACUAUGUAA